UUCUGCUCCCACACACCACCCAUUUUUUCUUCUCUUGUACCCUCUUGCAACCCAAGUCCCCCCGCCACGCUGCCCUCCUCCAUAUAAAAUGAGUCUCUUUGAAUGGCCGACUCCAACUGAUUCUGACAAGGGACCCGGCGGCCCCGACGGCCCCACCACCGACGAGACACCCGCGAGGACAGGACAAUAUGUCCUCCCGGUGAUUCCCGCGCGCAAUAAAUCGAGGGCUCUUUGUGGCAACGCCUUCAUGGUAGUCCUCCUCAAUGUGUUGGCCCUCACUAAAAUUGAUCUGAAUGACCGAACCUGGACGCGUCUCUUUGUCAACCUCUUGUGUUCUCUCGUGGUGAUGUCGCCCAACAUCGCCUUGAUUGUCACGGACCGCAGGCCAAGGAGCAGGCUGCUUGCGAACGUUUGGCUCUACACAGCCUACACCUGCGCACUCCUUAUAGCGGUCUUUGUCGCAUAUACAGUGGGCAGUCUCCCCAAGCAGCUUGCAGAACUAACCGUAGCUUAUUUAGAAAAUAGAACGAAAUCUUAGAAGUGGUCGACGUAGCGUGCGGUGCUCCAUCCCUACAAUAGCAUUCCCUGUAAGACGCUCCGCUGGCCCCUGC
[Candida] anglica is the source of this 611-nucleotide messenger RNA. The record is from the annotation of a GenBank genome assembly. NCBI's taxonomy places the organism in Eukaryota, Fungi, Ascomycota, Pichiomycetes, Serinales, Debaryomycetaceae.